Molecule: messenger RNA, 2955 nt
Organism: Pseudozyma flocculosa PF-1
Lineage: Eukaryota; Fungi; Basidiomycota; Ustilaginomycetes; Ustilaginales; Ustilaginaceae
Exons: 5
Coding region: 1-2955 (984 amino acids)
Biological process (GO): COPII-coated vesicle cargo loading; endoplasmic reticulum to Golgi vesicle-mediated transport; intracellular protein transport
Cellular component (GO): endoplasmic reticulum exit site; COPII vesicle coat
Molecular function (GO): SNARE binding; zinc ion binding
Source: RefSeq, a predicted model, not a curated record
AUGGCCCAACCACCGCCGCAGCUGCCUCCGGGCUGGACCUCGCAGUGGGACCAGAAUGCAGGCCGCCAGAUCUUUAUCGAAACGGCCACGGGCAGGACCAGCUGGCAGCCUCCGGUUGCGGGCGGCGGCGCUCCUCCGCCACCCAUGGGUGCUAGGCCGACUCACCCGCAGGGCCAGGCUCGGAUGUCGAUGCCCCAGAUGCAGCCCCCACCGGGCAUGCGCGCCUCGUCGCUCUCUCCCAUCCCCUCGCAUGGCCCCGGUGCGCCGGUCUCGCCCCUUUCGCCGGGCGAGAGCCCCGCCGCCCCUCCCGCCUCGAUCGGACCGGGCGCCAGCCGAAGGCGCCACUACCCGACCGCGCACCUGGCCGCCAACAGUGUCAGCUACAGCGGCGGCUUCGACGCCGGAGCCGCUUCUGGCGCCACGUACGGGACGCCCCAGGACGCGCAGCCGCAGCUCUUCACCCCGGGUGCGCCCGAGCCGGCGCCCUAUCCCGCCCCCGGAGCACCCGGAGCCGCUGCUCCCGUCGCGCCCGGCUACGGUGGAGCUCAGGGCGGCUACGGCCAGCCCGGGGCCGGCGCUAUGGCCGGUCUGGCCAACCAGUUCCAGGGCAUGGGAGUCGGUGGCGCUGCGGCGAUGGGACAGAAGCCGAGCUCGCUCUACACGGUCAAUCUCAGCGGCGCACAGCCCAACGUCAACGACCUCGAACGACCGCCGCCGGAGAUCCGGCUGCCGCCCAACUCGUGCAUCACCUCGAACCCCAAGGCCAACGCCGACCCGUCGUACCAGCGGUGCACGCUCAACGCCAUCCCCACCACGUCGGCGCUGCUGACCAAGUCGAAGCUGCCCUUUGGCCUCAUCCUCUCGCCCUACCGCAGCGUGCGCGAGUCGGACGGCGACGAGCCGGUGCCCGUCGUCAGCGACACGGUCAUCGCCCGCUGCCGGCGCUGCAGGACCUACAUCAACCCGUACGUCACGUUCAUCGAGAACGGCGCGCGGUGGAAGUGCUGCAUGUGCAACAUCUCGAACGAGGUGCCGCAGCUCUUUGACUGGGACUCGGAAAAGAACCAGCCGGCCGACCGGUGGCAGAGGCCCGAGCUCAACCACAGCGUGGUCGAGUUCAUUGCGCCGCGCGAGUACAUGGUGCGCCCUCCGCAGCCGCCCGUCUACACGUUCCUGAUCGACGUGAGCUACCAGGCCAUCAGCAGCGGCAUGGUGGCCACCGCCGCCCGCACCAUCCUCGAGUCGCUCGACCGCCUGCCCAACGCCGACAACCGCGCAAAGAUCUGCAUCAUCGGCGUCGACACCAGCCUCCACUUCUUCAGCCUCACCGCCGAGAGCGCCGAGCCCGAGAUGCUCGUCGUCAGCGACCUCGACGACGUCUUCCUGCCCAAGCCCAACGACCUGCUCGUCAACCUGACCGAGUGCCGCGCCGGCGUCGAGGCGCUCCUCGGCCGCCUCGGAGACAUGUUCAAGGACGCGCCCGUCAACGGCUCGGCGCUCGGCGCGGGCCUCCAGGCCGCCUACAAGCUCAUCUCGCCGCUCGGCGGCAAGAUCAUGGUGCUCACCGCCUCGCUGCCGAGCGUGGGCCCGGGCGCGCUCAAGAACCGCGAGGAUGCCAAGCUGCUCGGCACGUCCAAGGAGAGCACGCUGCUGUCGGCCGCCUCGUCGUUCUACAAGACGUUCCCCAUCGACUGCUCGCGCAGCCAGGUGUCGGUCGACAUGUUCCUCUUUGCGCCCUCGUACACCGACGUCGCCACGCUGUCGUGCCUGCCGAGGUACACGGGCGGCCAGACCUACUUCUACCCGGCCUUCCACGCCGGCCGGUCCGAGGACGCGGUCAAGUUUUCGCACGAGUUUGCCGAGGUGCUGGCGAGCCCGAUCUGCUUUGAGGCGGUGCUGCGGCUGCGCGCCACCAAGGGCAUCCGGGCCAAUGCGUUCCACGGCAACUUUUUCGUGCGUUCGACCGACCUGCUGGCGCUGCCGGCCGUGCCGCUGGACCAGAACUACGCCAUCGAGUGCGAGAUCGAGGAGACGAUCAACGCGCCCUUUGUCGUCUUCCAGAGCGUGGUGCUGCACAGCACCAGCUACGGCGAGCGCCGCAUCCGCGUCAUCAACCUGGCGCUGCCGACGACCAGCUCCAUGUCGGAGCUCUACGCCAGCGCCGACCAGGUGUCGAUCGCCACGCUGCUGGCCGACAAGGCCGUCGAGCGCUCGAUCCACGCGCGGCUCGAGGACGCGCGCGACGCCGUCUUCAACAAGCUCGUCGACAUCUUCUCGACCUACAAGAGCACGAUGACGAGCGCCGGCUCCGGCGCCAGCCCGCAGCUGAGCAUCGCCAACAACAUGGCGCUGCUGCCGCUGCUGCUGCUCGGCCUGCUCAAGCACGUCGGCAUCCGCCAGUCGUCGCAGAUCCCCUCGGACCUGCGCGCCUACGCCCAGGCGCUGCUGACGACGCUGCCGCCGCAGCUGCUGAUCCCCUACCUCCACCCGAGCUUCUACUGCCUGCACAACAUGGCGCCCGAGGCGGGCACGACGGGCGCCAACGGCUUCGUCUUCCCGCAGAAGCUCAACCUGACGAGCGAGCGGUUCGAGAGGCACGGCCUGUACCUGAUCGAGGACGGCCAGAACAUCUUCCUAUGGGUGGGCCGGGACGCGGUGCCGCAGCUGUGCCUCGACGUGUUUGACGCGCCGAGCUACAAUGUGCUGCGGGGCGGCAAGACGACGCUGCCCAAGCUCGAAAACAGCAUGAACCAGCGGGUCAAUGCCAUCGUCGACCGGAUCCGCGAGAUGCGCCGCGGCGUCUACCGGCCGCACCUGUACGUUGUCAAGGAGGACGGCGAGCCGAGCCUGCGGCUGUGGGCGCUGAGCCUGCUGAUCGAGGACCGCUUCGAGCAGACGCCGAGCUACAUGCAGUUUAUCGGCCAACUGCGAGACAAGGUCAACGGCGGGUCCUGA